AUGAGUAGCGUGGUCAACAAGAGCGGUACUCGCUUUAUUCCAAAGCUCAAGCAACGUCGUCUUCUUUCGGCAGCACCGAAGAACGACAAAACUACGAUAACUCCCGAAGGCACUAGAAUAACAGAGGAAGUGUCUACGACUGAAGGUGAUACUAAAGUAGAUGACUCUAAUUCCCGGAUUGAUAAUAAAACUGACCAUGAGACUGAUCAAGACACCGGUACCACGGCAGUGAGCGAACAGGAUGACGAAAAUCCGAAAGCCCCGUCACAACUAGAACUGGAUCCUAUUCAGACCAGCACUCAGCUUACGUCAGUCCAAGGCACCGGUGGUGGUCGCCGAGCCAGCCGGCUCGACUCUCUGAGCAGUAAUCAGACAGCAAAGCCCGUUUUCAAGCCAGAUUACCUCGAGCCCACUCCCGUGAUGAACAAUAGGAGGCUAUCGACCAUUGCAAAGCCUAACCUGAAAAAGGUCAGGAUCAAUACGAUCGCCGAGAAAGACUCUACUUUACAGGCUCUGAAGAAGCGGAGAAUGUCAAUCCGGACUUCGAUCUCGAAGAAAUCCGGCUCUGCACAUAGAAUCAGCGUUGUAUCCAGAAGAGCUUCACCAGACACGGAUGUUCAUACGGCUACCGCUGUAGCGGCUCCCAACGCAUCUUCGCAACUGUUCCAGAAAACCGAUAGUUUGUACGAGAAAUACACGAUCAGAAACCUGAAAGAAAUCCCAAAAAACAUACAGGAUACCGACUCGGAGCGUUAUUUGAUUGACGAAGAGGAAUUUACCAUGGCUGAGCUAUGCAAACCCAAGCUGCCGAUCGGAGAGAUCUCUGAUAACUUCGAGAAGGCAAAGCUGGCGGGGAAGGCGAAAUUUGAGAAAAGGAGAGUGCGCCGAGAGCUCAGACGGAGGGCUCGUGAAGAGUUCAAGUCUAUCAAUUCCUUGAACGAAGAGGAAGAGGAAAGAGAGCUCGAAGAGCGCAAAAAGGCUGCGGAAAAAUUGCUCAAUGCAGAAGUGCCUGAAUCCAACCAGGGUCCGCACACAGCGAUCCAGUUACGAUUGAACCAGGACGGUACGAUGGUUGUGGAUGAGGAGUCUACAGUGGUCGACAGACAUAAGAAUGCCAGCUAUCAGAAUGCCCAUAAAGUAAAACUGAAUGAAAAUCCGUUCGAGAAUCUGCACAACUCGGGCACAUACGGCAAGAAUAUGUACACAGACCCCUGGACAAAGGAUGAACUGAUACAGUUUUACAAAGCUCUGUCAAUGUGGGGGACAGACUUCAAUCUCAUAGCCCAGAUGUUCCCUUACAGAACAAGGAAACAGGUGAAGGCAAAAUUUAUCAGCGAAGAAAGGAGGCAUCCAGUCACGGUUGAACUAGCUCUGCGAUCUAGACUCCCACCAAACUUCGAACAAUAUUGUGCGGAGACGAAGAAGGACAUUGGCACUGUGGAAUCCUUCCACGAGAGGAUAGAAAGGCUCAAGGAGCAACAUGAGGAACACAUGAAAGCCAUCGACGAGGCCAAAGCAAACGCCAAAGAGGAAGAUGCGCAAAACACGAAAAGCUCUCACAAUCCGGAGAAAAAGACCUCAGGUGGCUUCAGAACAGAUCAAGUACGGGCAUAUCGUAAAUCUGAAAUUGUGCUGGGGACAAUUGAUGACCUUAAGAAGCAUCCUUCUCAGCAGGUCGAGGAGGAGCAGAACUAUAGGUAG
Torulaspora globosa is the source of this 1701-nucleotide messenger RNA. RefSeq names its product transcription factor TFIIIB subunit BDP1 (gene BDP1). Gene Ontology annotation, molecular function: RNA polymerase III general transcription initiation factor activity; TFIIIC-class transcription factor complex binding. NCBI's taxonomy places the organism in Eukaryota, Fungi, Ascomycota, Saccharomycetes, Saccharomycetales, Saccharomycetaceae. Gene Ontology annotation, cellular component: transcription factor TFIIIB complex. Bases 1 to 1701 code for a protein of 566 amino acids. Gene Ontology annotation, biological process: transcription by RNA polymerase III; RNA polymerase III preinitiation complex assembly. The transcript has a single exon. The record is from RefSeq and is a predicted model, not a curated record.